Corapipo altera (White-ruffed manakin) is the source of this 1117-nucleotide messenger RNA. It is a transcript of the gene DPM2, whose product is annotated as dolichyl-phosphate mannosyltransferase subunit 2, regulatory. Lineage: Eukaryota; Metazoa; Chordata; Aves; Passeriformes; Pipridae. The record is from RefSeq and is a predicted model, not a curated record. Gene Ontology annotation, molecular function: enzyme regulator activity. The transcript has 4 exons. Bases 85 to 339 code for a protein of 84 amino acids. Gene Ontology annotation, biological process: GPI anchor biosynthetic process. Gene Ontology annotation, cellular component: dolichol-phosphate-mannose synthase complex; endoplasmic reticulum membrane.
CGGGACGGGCGGGGCUGUCGGACCGCGCGCUGAUUGGUGGGCGCUCCGGAAGGGGCGGUGCCGGCGGGGAGCUGCCGGGGCGCCAUGGCCACAGCGACGGACCAGCUGGUUGGGUUCGGCUUGGUCGCCUUCAGCCUCGUCCUGUUUGUUUACUACACCCUCUGGAUCAUCGUGCUGCCCUUCAUUGACAGCAACCAUGGGAUCCACCAGUACUUCCUGCCCCGGGAAUACGCAGUUAUCAUCCCCGUGGUGGCUGGGCUGCUGCUGGUGCUACUUAUAGGUGUUUUUAUAAUGAUCGUGAUGUGGAAGAGCAGGAAACCUGCCAAGAAAUCGGACUGAAGGCCCGGCUGAGAUGAGGAGAAGGUGCCCACCCUGUGGCAUCGUAGCCAGGAAAAGACUUUUCCUGCAGCUCUGGGCAGACGCCUCCUCCAGGGCACCCAAGCUGCUCCCACGUUCCUUCCAGCAGAGACUAAACCACCUGUAGUUUACAACUUACCGACCAAAGGGAAGCAGGACUCAUCCAAAGCUCAUCAAGAGAGGGACCAGAGCCCUGCUGAGGGACCUGCUCCACAGCUGGGGCUGCCCUGCCCGGCCUCUGGACACUCCUUCCCCUCUGCUCUGGCCCUGCCCAGUAGUUUGUUCCUUCUCGGAUUUUUUAAACGUUUACAUACAGUUCGUGGGGGUUUUUGGAUUCAAAUUUGAGAGGAAAGAAAUGAGACUUUGGGCUUGAGAAGGACAGGUUUGCAUUCUUCAUUUGCUUCUGGCAGGGCUAAUCAUGGUGCUGGGGGCUCUUGCCUUUCAGAAGAGGGGCCCCCGUGAGGCUGGGUGUGCAGAGGAUGCAGGGACAGCGCUGCCCUGUGCAUAUCCCCCCCUGCAGUCACCUGGCUGAGAGGGUGCCAAGGAGAUGUCCUGGAUCACAGGGAAUUGUUUGGGUGUAGUUCCUAUCACAGCUGUCAGUGCUGGCUGGGUUCCUGCCCUGAACAAGGCUCCACGUGGGGAUGGGGAUGAGCAGGCAGGUAUGGUGGCACCAUCCUUCCCCUUUGUGAUUUCCUCCCCUGGCAGCUCCCCUGGACCACAGCCAGCAGGAUCACCCUCAAUAAAGGUCUGCAAGGUCUUA